GAGCAUUCAACAAUGGACUGAUCCCCUCGCCGCUCCGCUCGCUCAACAUUGGCCAUUGCUCUUCCACCUUUAAUUUUAGAAUCUCCUUUGGUUGGACGUCAGAAUUUUGAAGGGAUUGACCGAACAAGCACGUACGAAGAUGGCGUCGAAAGCUGGUCGUGUGGUGUUCAUUGGGAAUAUCCCCUACGGCGUCACCGAAGAAACCAUCAUCGACACCCUCUCCCGCGUCGGCCAAGUCCUCAACUUCCGCCUCGUCUACGACAAAGAAACCGGCAAGCCCAAAGGCUUCGGCUUCGCGGAAUUCAUCGAUGCUGAUGCCGCCGCCUCCGCCGUCCGCAACCUCAACGACUACGAGAUGAUGGGCCGCAAGCUCCGCGUCGACUACUCCAACGACGGCGCCGCCCACGAGUCCCACUCCGUCCCGUCCAACUACACCGCGCCGCCUCCUCUCACCACCCACCCCGAUCCGUCCCUCCUCCAGCAGAUGUCCGGCGUCCCCUCCCUCCCCCCCCUCCCGCCCGGCGCCGAUGUCCCCCCCAACCUCCUCGCCAUCGACGUCAUCUCCACUACCCUCAAAACCCUCCCCCCCGCCCAACUCCUCGAUAUCCUCUCGCAGAUGAAAGGCCUCGUGGCCUCCGACCCAUCCAAGGCCACCGAGCUCCUCAAAGCCGCCCCGCAGCUCUCCUACGCGGUGUUCCAAUCCCUCCUCCUCCUCGGCCUCGUCGAGCAGGACGUCCUCGCCUCCGUCCUCGAACACAUCAACGGAUACCCCCCUCCCCCACAACACCAACAACAGCAGCAGUAUCAAGUACAAUACCCGCCGAUGUCCAACCCCAUAAUGGGCGCGGCCCCGACCCCGCCCCCACAAUACGGAAUGCAGGCUCCGCCACCGCAGCAGGCACCGGCGCCAGCGCUAGGCGGGCGGGACGAUUUGAUUCGGCAGGUGAUGUCGCUGUCGCCGGCGCAGAUCGAAGCGAUGCCGCCGGCGGAGAAGGCGCAGUUGAUGAUGUUGAGGCAGCAGUUUGCGGCGGGGGGGAGGUGAGGGGUGGAAAAUGGGUUGAUGGCAAGGGAAUGAUGAACGCCGUUAAAGCGUGAGAAAUCGGAUCACGUUAGCCUGCGCAUGGAGAAAUCGCGCAGUAUCAACAGAUGCAUUCAUGGCGUUAGGCGCAAUGAUAGACACGAUUGGUUCGCACGGAGUGGAAUUGGCAUAAAACGGGCCAGGUAAAACCGCGUUUCGGGUGAGCUAAUAUAGCUCCAAGGUCGAUUUGAGCCCGAGCCUUAUGAAAGCAUUCAGAGGCAAAUCAAAUGAAAGUUCAGUACUUAUACAUUGAGUUGAGUUCGGAAGCAAGUCAUAUAAAAGUUCCGUACUUAUACACUGAGUUGAGUUCUAAUUGUCGGACGUUCCCAGUUCGCUGUCCUCAUCUACCU
This is a messenger RNA of Eremomyces bilateralis CBS 781.70, 1428 nucleotides long. RefSeq lists its product as uncharacterized. Bases 140 to 1042 code for a protein of 300 amino acids. Gene Ontology annotation, biological process: mRNA 3'-end processing. The transcript has 3 exons. Gene Ontology annotation, cellular component: mRNA cleavage and polyadenylation specificity factor complex. Gene Ontology annotation, molecular function: mRNA binding. Lineage: Eukaryota; Fungi; Ascomycota; Dothideomycetes; Eremomycetales; Eremomycetaceae. The record is from RefSeq and is a predicted model, not a curated record.